UAGUGUACGUAGAAGUUAUUGAACAAAAUAUCACAUCAUCUCUCUCCAAACCACUUGUUUUAUUUUGUACAAAAUGCAACAACAACCGGAGAAAGAAGCGGCCAGAACCCUUCCACGGCCUCCAGGUAACGAUAUCGAGGGUGGGGUUGGAGUGAUGCCGGAAGCAAACACCAUGCCGGCGGGAUCUUCUGAUGGGAAGAAAUUGAAGGGUGAUCGGUUAAAGCUAUGGGCAUUUAUUUUUAGGUCAUGUGCUAUGGUCGUUUCUCUCCUCUCUUUCAUUCUUAUGGUUGCUGUUACUGACUUCUAUCUAUAUUCAGGGUUAAGUUAUGUGCUUGGUAUAGCUAUUGUUGUGAUGGUAUAUACAACAGUGCAAGUUGGGAUAAAAGGUCAUGAACUUCGCACCAAAAAGGAUGUGAUUUCACCUAAGAUUGCAAUUUGGAUCGAUUUUUGCGGAGAUCAGUUUUUGGCAUACAUGGUAUUUUCAUCCGGAUCAGCAGGGGCAACAAUGUCCAUCGAAUUAAGCAAUGAUUUUUACACAAACACAGGCUUACAACUCGUGGCAGCAUCUGUCAGCAUGUCUGUUUUAGCAUUUAUAUUUUUAGCACCUGCAGCACUCUUAUCUUCAUACCGUUUAUUCGCUAAUCUAUAAAGUCUUAAACUCUUUGUCAACUAAAUGUUGAUUUCUUAAGUUUUUAUUGUUAUUUUCAUGUUUUCAUCUUUUCUUUGAUUUGUGCUUUUCUAUUUGUCCUUAUUAGUUUAUUAGAGUAAACAUGUUUUUCUUGUUGGAUUGAUUAAUUUGUAACUUUUGAGUGCCGAUGUCAAUAUUCUUAAUACUACCAUUUUU
This is a messenger RNA of Chenopodium quinoa (quinoa), 844 nucleotides long. RefSeq names its product CASP-like protein 4B3. Bases 74 to 649 code for a protein of 191 amino acids. Lineage: Eukaryota; Viridiplantae; Streptophyta; Magnoliopsida; Caryophyllales; Amaranthaceae. The transcript has 3 exons. The record is from RefSeq and is a predicted model, not a curated record.